Andrographis paniculata is the source of this 3240-nucleotide messenger RNA. Its product is annotated as late blight resistance protein R1-A-like. Gene Ontology annotation, molecular function: ADP binding. Gene Ontology annotation, biological process: defense response to other organism. The transcript has 2 exons. Bases 237 to 3203 code for a protein of 988 amino acids. Lineage: Eukaryota; Viridiplantae; Streptophyta; Magnoliopsida; Lamiales; Acanthaceae. The record is from RefSeq and is a predicted model, not a curated record.
UUUUCUCUUCUUUUGUUAGUACAUUCAGACUUUACGAUGUUCACUUUUUCUUAGUCUUGGAAUUAUUAUGAUGCAUACACACUGCACUGUAUGACAUUCACUUUUUGUUACAUGUCAAUUAUUGUGACGAUUAAGGCUAGUCAUUUACUCUUUAAUCAUACUUCUCCUGGUUCUUGAUCUGGCCAAAUUCCAUUUUAAUUUCGUGCAUCAGUUUCAGAUUUCUGAAAGUUUGGGGGAUGGCUGUUGCUGCUUAUGCUUCGCUGGUUUCUCUUACGCAUGUCCUUGACAACGUUCAUUACCGUGCUGAGCUUCGUCACCUUCAUGUCAACAUAAAUAUAAUUGAAAGUUUCCAGGGAAGUGUCAAUUUCUUGCUGGAAUUUGUAGAAGUUCAUUCAAGAAAAGAAAGUAAAAGGAUCGAUGGUUUGUGGAAGCAAAUAUCUAUGGUUGCCUUUGAAGCAGAAGAAAUAUUUGAUUUACAUGUAGUGAAUCAAAUUCAGCUCCGAUCUGAAGGAGUAAAAUCUGAUCUGGGAUCUUCAGCUUUCAAUGAAGAUAUCGAGCGAUUGAUCCAAAAGAUUGUCUCCAUCAAAGAAGAGCUGUUGGUGGAGGAACCCUUAAUGCAGGAAGUCCAAUCUGGGAAACAACCAAAAGUUUCUGAGCAUGGUGGUACUUCGAUGGCUACCUCAGAAGAUAUGCUCACUGGAAGACAGCCCAUCAAUUCAUUAAGCAGGGAAGCUUCGUUAGCUACUCCAGCCCUCAGCAAGAAUACAAUUGUGGGAUUAGAUAAACAUGUCGAAGCGAUUGUGGAUUUGCUGACAAGAGAUGAACCUGCACUCCAAAUCAUCCCUAUUGUAGGGAUGGGUGGUAUUGGUAAAACUACUCUAGCUAAAGCUGUUUUUGAUAGCCAAUGUACUGUCGAUCACUUUGAUAGAUGUAUUUGGCUUACGAUAUCACAAGAGUAUACCGUGGAGAACAUUCUAGAAGGUCUUUUAAAUGAUGGGAAAAUUAAAAAACGUUACGCAUCUCGUGAUGGGUUAAGGGAGGCUUUGUACAAAGAAUUAUUUGAUAGACGUUAUCUGAUUGUUUUGGAUGACGUGUGGAGUGAUCAGGCUUGGAAUGAUUUAAGAAUGUGCUUUCCGAAUAACAAUAAUAGAAGCCGGGUUAUGAUGACUACUCGGCUUCAAAAUGUGGCUGGCUGUUUGAGCCAUCACAACUUUUAUUCGAUGACUUUUUUAGAUGAGAAUGAAAGCUGGAAUUUAUUUUGUCGGACAAUCUUUGGGAAAGAAGAUUUCCCAAACCAAGAAUUAGAAGAAUUUGCAAGAAAGAUUGUCAAAAGUUGUAAGGGACUUCCUUUAGAAAUUAUUGUAAUUGGAGGGCUACUUGCAAAGUCCGACAUGUCGAGAGAAUAUUGGAUGUCUGUUGCGCGUAAUGUGAGCUCCUACGCUAAUUUUGAAGAUGGUGAACAUUGCUUCAAGAUAUUGUCUUUAAGUUAUAACAACUUGCCGAUCCACCUCAAGCCGUGUUUCCUCUUUAUGAGCUCUUAUCGCGAAGACUCUGUGAUUCAUGUCAACGAACUAAUUUUGAAAUGGAUUGCUAGCGGAUACAUAAGAGCCGUGAAUGAGAAAAGUUUGGAGGACAUUGCUAUGGAUUACAUCAAUGAUCUCAGUUCUAGGAAUCUAAUUGUUGUCCACUCAAUCCAGAAGUUCGGUAUGAUAAAAUUAAAGUGUGGGAUUCAUGAUUUGUUACGAGACAUGUGCCGGAAAGAGUUUGACAAGGAGCAGUUUAUACCAUCCCCAAAGGUGCAAACAAUGGGGUUAUCUAGUUUUUUAGAUAUACUCGACAAGCCGGCUUGCAUUAUUUGUGGUUGUCGUUAUAGAACAUGCAACGAAUAUUUGAUAGAUUUUUCAAAAUCUAUUCUUUGUGACAGUUGUCGAGUGAUGUAUUCAUAUGUUACUAGAGCAAGAUUGGUGGCGAUAAUGAGUGAAACCUCUAAAAAUUUCUUGCAUCCUACUCGCCUGCCGCAUGUUUUUGUUUCAACUCAAGCCCGAUAUGCUUCUGUUUUGAGUCCAAGGUGGGAUAUCUCGUCCAAUGCACAUUGGCAACCUAUGUUGUCCGAAUUACACUUUCUUUGGAAUCUUCAGAUCUUAAAACUACACCUAUAUUCCAUGUAUAGUCCAGUCGUUUUUCCGAAUGAAAUAUGGGAGAUGACACAACUCAGGCAUAUCGAAGUCAAUAGAGAAGGGGCAAUUUUGCCAGAUCCUCAAGGAUUCACUAUUCUCAAAAGGCUCCAAAGCCUUUCUGACAUAUGGAAUUUUCAGUGUACAAAGAAUGUCUACGACAGAAUUCCGGAUUUAAAGAUACUGAAGAUCAAUUAUAAGUUUAAGUAUGAAGCAAGUAUUGGAUGUUCGGGGAAAUCUCUUUGUAAUCUUAUCCGACUCCAAAAUCUUCGGAAAUUGGAAAUAUAUCAGCUUCCGGAGAACAUUUCCUUUCCAAGUUCUUUAAAAGAGUUGUAUCUGAACAGAAGCAGAUGCAAAAUUCCUUGGAGUGGUAUGUCGAUCAUUGGCUCAUUACCCAAUCUCGAGAUACUUAAAUUGGAUCGUGCCACUGAAGGGUCCGAAUGGAUUCCAUGCAAGGGUGAAUUUCUUCGACUGAAAAUUUUGUAUAUUUUAUGUGGGCAUUUAGCUCAAUGGCGAGCUGAUAAUGACAACUUCCCUGUUCUUGAGCUGCUUCAACUUGUGUGUCUCCGUUCGUUAGAAGAAAUCCCUUCGGGCAUUGGAGAUAUUCCGACAUUACGUAGAAUUGAAUUGGAUGGAUGUAGUAAAUCAGCUGUUGAUUCGGCAUUCGAAAUAUGGAAGGAACAACAGGACAUGGAAAAUGAGAUCCUUGAGAUUGUUGUCGAUGUUGGCUCUGAGUUCAUCUCAAUCAGUGAUUUAAUGUCCCGACUGAGGGAAGAAGAUGAGGGCAAUGAUUUACAGGUAGACACUUCAAUUAUGGAACGAGGAGUUGUAGAUCUUUGGAAAUGGGAUGUUCAUUUCAACAUAAGCUUAUUUGCAAUUGGUGAAUGUUGUAAUGGUUGGAAGGUGUUUGAUGAAAUGUCUAGCGGAAUCUAUUUUGGUUAUUCCGGCUUUCGUUAUAAAAAUGUAGCUACUAAUUUGAGUAUAAUGUGGAUAGAAUUGUUCGGGAAUAAUAACAAGGUGUUGGGAUAAAAAAAUCAUUUUGAUUAUGUAAUGUUUUAGAUUGUAC